AUGGAGGUCGAGAUCAAGCUCCGGCUCCCCGACGCGGCCGCACACCGGCGCCUCUCCUCCUUCCUCGCGCCCCGCCUGCUCCGCACCGACGCCCCCGCGUGGCCCCUCGCCGCCGCCACCGCCGCCCAGCGGGUCUGCCUCUACGGCACCGACGACCGCGACCCCUCCCGCGCCGUCCUCACGCUCAAGCGCCACCCGCGCAUCGACGCUGGCGUCAGCCGCGUUGAGGAGGUCGUGGAGCCCCUCGACCCCGCCCUUGUCCUCACCUGCGUCGACAACCCCGCCCGUCUCGGCGCGGUCGACUCCCCCAUUGUCCGGCUCGUCUCCGACGAGUACGGCCUCGGCAGGGACAAAUCGCCGUUCGUCUUCCUCGGCGACUUCCGGAACACCCGCGGUGUGUAUGAGCUCGAGGAGUGCGAGGGGCAGGGGCUCGUGCUAGAGCUCGACGAGACACACUUCGAUUUCGGCACAAACUACGAGAUGGAGUGCGAGACCGCGGAGCCCGACCAGGCCAAGGAGGUCCUGGAGCGGCUGCUCACCAUGGCUGGGGUGCCGUAUGAGUACUCCCGGAGCAAUAAGUUCGCGUGCUUCAUGGCCGGGAAGCUGCUUCCGUGACUAGGUUUGUGGUUGGUCUUUACCGUGUCCCAAAUGAUGAUUAAACCGUGGUUGCUAUAAAACUUGUGUUUCAUUAGCACUUUCU
This is a messenger RNA of Triticum aestivum (bread wheat), 700 nucleotides long. RefSeq names its product triphosphate tunnel metalloenzyme 3-like. The record is from RefSeq and is a predicted model, not a curated record. The transcript has a single exon. The coding region runs from base 1 to 615 and encodes 204 amino acids. NCBI's taxonomy places the organism in Eukaryota, Viridiplantae, Streptophyta, Magnoliopsida, Poales, Poaceae.